AUGCGCGGCGAGAAGGCCCCUGGUCGGGACUACCGGUGGAUGAUGGGGGUGCGGCUGAAGAACGAGGCGGGCGCGCGGCCCAAGAGACACGUUCGCCUCGCCGCCUAUCGCGCCGUCGCCCUGCCGCAGUGCCUCGGCCUUGGCGACGACGGCAGGUGGCGCUGGCAGCACAUCCCAGUGGCGCUCCUCGCGGGCUUCAAGCUCACCACCUCCGCCCUCCCCUCCGCGCCCUCCACACCGGCUUCCGCCACCGCUGCCGCUGCAAGCACGGAGGGGAAGGCAGAGGUGGGGGGAGCAGUGGGCGCGCGGAGGGGCGGGGAGAGUCGGGCUGGCACUAUGUGGUCCGCGUCUGUGCAGCCGCAUGUGCGCCUGCAGGUGCUGACGCCGCUGCUGGGCAAGAUAGCACUGAAGCCAUCGCUGGAUGUGCUGCCGCUCCCGGCGCUCUGCAUCAGGCGCUCCUUCAACGUCGGCACCGCCAAGCUCUCCCUGCGCGCCAAGCUGCAGGCGGAGGGCGAUGCAUGGCGCCUGCGUCUGCCGUCAUGGACCCUGCAGCUGGACUGGCGGCCGGCUGACUCGGUGCGAGUGCAGAGGGAGGAGCAGCAGGAGGACUCGAUCGCACUCAAGUACACCAAGGGCUUUAAGAUCUCACGCGACUGCAGAGGGGUGGUGUCAGGGCUGAUGGAGCUGCCGUGCCGCAUCUCCUCGUCGAACGCAGCGCCACUCUUCUCUCUCUUCCCGCGCAAGUUCGGCCUCGAGUCGCUGCGCCUCACGCAAGUCAUUGGUACCAGGGCUCCACGCGACCCGCCGCUAUCAACGAGGCGGUACAUGCGGGCGGCGCAGCACAUAGGGUGCAGUGACGUCAUCUCAGUGGUGCCGGGACACUGGAUUGACCCCGGCUUUGAGCCCGGCGCUCCCGGCGAGAGGGAAUUCAACCUCGAGGUGGCCGAUGCAUUGGAGAGGCAGUUGAGGAGCACGGGGUGGGAUGUGUUGCGUCCGGACAGGGAUGCGCCCAAUCUUCAAUGGGAGCAGUACCUCAACUGGGUCUCAAAGCAGACCAUGAGGGGUGUACCGGUGAUAGAGAUUCACGGGCAGGGCUCCAACGCGGACUACCGGGGCUUUGUGCUGGGCGUCAUAGGUGACAAGGACACGCCUCUCAACAAGGAGCUGGCGCGUAAGUUUGGGCACUUUGCCAUGGACUGGCGGGAGCUGGCAGUGCCGAGGCGGGGAGGCACCAUUGUCGAGAGCUUCAACUCCGAUGAGGUGCUGCAAAUGGCUCCCUGGCACCGGCAGUGGGCAGUGAGCCGACUAGCCAAUCGCAUUGCGACAUGUGUGGAGCGCGCCAGUGCGCCCAACAGGAUGGCGCGCGGGGUGCACGUGCCGGCGUCUCUCCUGAGCGACACAGCGUACGACCGCGACCUCAUUCCUGAGCCCGGCAGCCCUGUUGCCACGCCCCGCUCCCCCUAUGGCUCCAGCAGCAGCAGCGGUGGUAGUGGCAGCUUGAGCAGUGGUGGUGGGCAUCAUUACAGUCACAGCAAGCUGUGGGCUGUGCCUGAAAUGGGGGACAGUAUGGAGCGGCGGACACAGCAGUUUAGGGGGGUAGAGAAGGUGCAGCAGCCGCCCCUGUGGAGGGGUAUUGUGUGGCCGUGGCAGCGCAAAGUGCAGCAGCGGGAAGGGGGGAAGAGGCAAGGCUGGUUUCAGCGGGAGUGA
Closterium sp. Naga37s-1 is the source of this 1707-nucleotide messenger RNA. NCBI's taxonomy places the organism in Eukaryota, Viridiplantae, Streptophyta, Zygnematophyceae, Desmidiales, Closteriaceae. The record is from the annotation of a GenBank genome assembly.